Messenger RNA from Aspergillus versicolor CBS 583.65, 919 nucleotides. RefSeq names its product TOM13-domain-containing protein. The transcript has 2 exons. NCBI's taxonomy places the organism in Eukaryota, Fungi, Ascomycota, Eurotiomycetes, Eurotiales, Aspergillaceae. Gene Ontology annotation, biological process: protein insertion into mitochondrial outer membrane; mitochondrial outer membrane translocase complex assembly. Gene Ontology annotation, cellular component: mitochondrial outer membrane. The record is from RefSeq and is a predicted model, not a curated record. The coding region runs from base 356 to 694 and encodes 112 amino acids.
UACAGAAAACCUCACAUGGCAGGUUUGAUAUUCCCGUCUUCACCACGAGAAUUUCCCCUCUGCCAUUGAGCGAAGGAGGUAGCUCCACUGUCCCCAUACUUAUAGUUCGUGACAGGCGGGUCACGUGUUCGUCGUUAAAGCAGCGGCUGCUGAAUCAGGAAGCUGGGGAUGCCGGCCCGGCACUAAUCAAUGGGUUUGUUCGAGAUCCAACCAGCUUCAACUGAUUGAUCUUGUCAACUACUUUAGGCAGUUUGCCCAAUUCUCUCCUAUUAACUGGCUUCGCGACGAUAUCCUGGUUAACUGCUCUCCGCCGCGAUCUCUUGGUCAUUGACACGUUCACCCCUCUCCAUCAAUCAUGGCUUCAAACGAGGCCGCCUCCGUCUCCAACUCAACACCAGCGCUCUACGAGUCCGGUCUAACGAUCCCCUCCGAUUCGGAGAUCUAUUCAGCCAACCAUGACGCCACUUCAACCUCAUCAGACUCGCCUUUGAUCCUCUACAGGCCCUCGACAACCCUCUGGAGCAUCGUCCGCGGUGCUGCAAUCAACCUGGUUCUUCCGUUUGUGAAUGGCUUGAUGCUCGGAUUCGGUGAGCUCUUUGCACAUGAGGCAGCAUUUAGGCUGGGGUGGUCCGGGACAAAGAUCUUUCCCACCUAUCGGCGGUCUAGACCUGCAGCCGCGGGGCUCGGAUUAUAGAGGCAGCUUUCGCUGGAGUAUGUUUGCAGGACACAGAAGAGCUGUGGGUGGGCAAUAUCGGGAAACAAAUAGACAUUUAAAUUGGACAUGAUGCAUGGGUCGAUUUUCUGGGAUUUAGUGUUGUUAUUCCUGCUUGAACGGGAUGCACCUGGAGUGAUGUUUACAUGUAUAUACAUAGACCCAAGCAGGCAGCGCAGUAAUUAUCUUGACGGCGUUCGGCGAGCA